AGUUCAUAUUCGUAUACAUGUGUGUGAAAAUAUUUUGCAGAGAGAGAGAGAGAGAUAGAGAGAUAGAGAGGGGUUUGAAAGUGCUUGCUUCGUGACUGUUGAAAACUCCAACUGAGAAGUGAGAAAUUCGUGGUUGAUAUGGAGGAAGCAACGGAGCAAAAGAAGAAAAGUGAGAAGAAUAGGGUGCCAGUGCUGCCAUGGAUGAGAAACCCAGUUGAUAUCUCUGUCAUUGAUGAAUGCCCUCUCAACAAUCUCCCUUUUCUUGACCCGAGGUUGGAGGCAGCUUUGAAAAAUAUGGGGAUUACGUCCCUCUUUCCAGUACAAGUUGCAGUUUGGCAAGAGACGAUUGGACCUGGCUCUUUUGAGCGAGACCUUUGUAUAAAUUCACCUACUGGGAGUGGGAAAACUCUUUCCUAUGCAUUGCCAAUUGUGCAGAUGCUUUCAAAUCGUACUGUAAAAUGUCUCCGAGCAUUGGUGGUGUUGCCGACUCGUGACUUGGCCCUGCAGGUUAAGGAAGUCUUUGAGACUCUUGUACCUGCAGUAAAUUUACGUGUGGGGUUGGCAGUUGGGCAAUCUUCCAUUGCCGAUGAAAUCUCACAGCUUAUAAAGAAACCAAAGCUUGAGUCAGGCAUGUGUUAUGAUCCGGAAGAUUUUUCUCGGGAGUUACAGAGUGCUGUAGACAUACUUGUGGCAACACCGGGAAGGCUGAUGGACCACAUUAACAACACCAAGGGCUUUACCCUUGAGCAUUUAUGUUAUCUUGUUGUUGAUGAAACAGAUCGGUUACUUAGAGAGGCAUAUCAAUCAUGGCUGCCUACUGUCCUCCAAUUGACCCGUCCUUGUGACAUGCUCUUUCCUUCUGACAGUUUUUCUCCUUCUGCUUUUAGUUCUUUGAAGACAAUUCGGAGAUUUGGUGUUGAAAGAGGGUUCAAGGGUAAAUCUUGCCCCAGGCUUGUGAAGAUGGUCUUGUCUGCAACACUUACACAAGACCCCGGCAAACUUGCUCAGCUUGACCUUCAUCAUCCUUUGUUCCUGACAACUGGAGAGAUGCGCUAUAAGCUCCCUGAACAGCUAAAGUCUUUUAAAGUGAUAUGUGAAUCAAAACUGAAACCAUUAUACUUGAUUGCACUUCUUCAAGUUUUGAAAGGGGAGAAGUCCAUUGUCUUCACUUCGUCUGUGGAGUCAACUCAUAGACUUUGCACUUUACUGAACUUUUUUGGUGAUUUACAAAUUCAGAUCAAGGAGUACUCACGUCUUCAACGACAGUCAUUAAGGAGCAAGACACUGAGAGCCUUCCGGGAUGGGGAAGUUCAAGUACUUAUUUCCUCUGAUGCUAUGACACGUGGGAUGGAUGUCGAAGGGGUGAGAAAUGUCAUUAAUUAUGAUAUGCCUGCAUAUAUUAAGACCUAUAUACAUCGAGCUGGUCGAACUGCAAGAGCUGGUCAAACUGGUUAUUGCUUCACAUUGUUGCGUAAGGAUGAGGUCAAGAAAUUUAAGAAAAUGUUACAAAAAGUUGACAACAACUCUUGUACAGCUCAUCCUAUUGAAUCACAAGCAGUAGAGUCGCUUCGCCCCAUCUAUACGUCAGCAUUGGAGAAAUUGAAAGAAAGUGUUGAAUCAGAAAAAUUUAAGAAACGACGUACUAGUCUGAAGCUUUCUAAUGCAAGUAAACGCAAGGGAGAAGAGCGUUUAGAGUAGUUCCAACUUCACUUUUCAAGCGGAGCUCGUUCUGGCUGGAUCAUUGCUACUCCAUUUUGAAAGCGCCAAGUCACUUCGAGUUCUUUUGUAGAUCAACCUUUGAAAGUGGUGAGUGGUAACAGGGAGAGCUUCAUUUCCUCUUCCGAGGAAAGCAGAUUAUGUGUCUCUUAUUAUGCAUAAUUUCAUUUAAUUGUGAAUACCUACUUGAAUUAUACAUCUUCAUAUGAUUACUCUUCCAUAUUCAUAACUUACUCCCCAUAGUCAUAUGGAUUUCUCUUUGAAAUGAAUGCUAAUUCGUUUCCGCUUA
Messenger RNA from Ipomoea triloba (trilobed morning glory), 2005 nucleotides. RefSeq names its product DEAD-box ATP-dependent RNA helicase 1. The record is from RefSeq and is a predicted model, not a curated record. The transcript is spliced from 9 exons. Gene Ontology annotation, molecular function: ATP binding; nucleic acid binding. Lineage: Eukaryota; Viridiplantae; Streptophyta; Magnoliopsida; Solanales; Convolvulaceae. Bases 139 to 1698 code for a protein of 519 amino acids. Gene Ontology annotation, cellular component: nucleus.